This is a messenger RNA of Colletotrichum chrysophilum, 561 nucleotides long. RefSeq lists its product as uncharacterized. The transcript has a single exon. The record is from RefSeq and is a predicted model, not a curated record. Gene Ontology annotation, biological process: nucleolar large rRNA transcription by RNA polymerase I. Bases 1 to 561 code for a protein of 186 amino acids. NCBI's taxonomy places the organism in Eukaryota, Fungi, Ascomycota, Sordariomycetes, Glomerellales, Glomerellaceae. Gene Ontology annotation, cellular component: RNA polymerase I upstream activating factor complex. Gene Ontology annotation, molecular function: RNA polymerase I cis-regulatory region sequence-specific DNA binding.
AUGGCACCCAGGCCGGCCAGGCCCAGCAGAUCCAACAGACAUUCCGUCCGCUCCACCACCCUAGCCCCGGAAGAGGUCCUGUUCCGCCGCAAAUCUGCACCCGAGCGAUUUGCUGAGUUUGACGUCUACAUGGCGCAUGAGCGAAAUCUACCCGAUGGUGGCCGCGAGUCCUUGCCGGAUAGUGAUCUUGUCAAAGCCGUGCACUCCUAUGCCAGCCAUUUCUAUUUCGACCAGAAGCGCAGCGCAGACUUCCAAGUUGGGACACGGAACAUUGAUGAGCGAAGCAUGGAUGAAACUGCCUUGCUCGCUUUUGGCAUACUCCUUGAGGAGGCCGGCAGAGAGAUUUUGGGAACUAAGGGAGACAUGGUGUUCACUGAAGGCCUUGACAUUUCCUCAGACGCCGAGCCAGCACCAGAAGCACACCCUAUGGCUGCCAAUGGCCUAGUCCAUUCUGUGAGCGACAGUUCCGUUCGUCCACCCGUGUCAGUUGGAUUCACCGACCUUGGGUCCUGGAAAAGGCCCCAGAAGAGGCGCAAAAUGACCGAUCUCGAAGACGCCUGA